CCGCCAAGGGUCGCUCAUUCCCCGAGAUGGCCAGCGGCGAUGACUACCCUGUUCACCGGGACAAACUACCCAAAAUAUCAGCAAGGGUAUUCAGUGUGUGCGGGGCAUCCAAGCGAGGAACAGGAGCUGAAUGUGUGUGGAGCAAUUCCAGGGAUUUUCGAGUGUUUGGUCCUGGUGUGGGGUGUUCUCUCGGUGUUUUGAAGGGGAUCGGUGCGUUUUAUAUUGGAGGGACAUGUCCUUGAUUUGAAAAAAGUACUUUCCACUGUGGAUUAUUAGAUAUUGUGUUUCAUUCGUGAUUGGAAGUAAGCAAAGACCUCGAGUGGCAUGAGCAGUCCCAUCAGGUGAAAAAAGAAGGAAAAGAAAUCGUUGACUCCCGCGAGGAUGUGUCUGCGCGUGUUACUGUGCUCGCUUUGGGCGACCUCGAUGCUCUGUGCACCAGGGUCUGCUUCCCCUUCGAACCUCCUCUCGAGAUUGCACUUCACCGAAGGCGUCGCCAGCCCGGGGUCAUCUCCCUACAUCGACCUGACCGCCCUCGGCGACGGGCCAGCGAGCGCCCUCCUCGGCCGAGUGAAAGCGAGCCUCGACGCGCCCGCGAACGGCGCCGAUCGCCGCGACAACUCGAGGUCCAUCCCCGCCACCCGCCGGGGCAACGCCUUCGCCGCGUCGGGGGCCAAGAAGUCCCACAUGGGCGUCUCGGAGAUGCUGCAGAGGGCCAUCGACGACAUCGUGGUGAAGAAGGACCACACUUUCGCCUCCGUGUUGUCGCACCAUCUGAGGUUCCUGGAGGAGAACUUCGUCGGCGGCGAGGAGGACGGAGAGCUGGUGGACGUGGAGGAGCUCCUGCGGUUCAGCGAGGCGGGGAACUCGUCCUCGGUCGUCCAGCUUCCCCUCGACUACCACGACGAGGACGACGACAUCGACUACGAGGCACUAGGAUGCGGCGUGAAGAACGUGGCCGCCAGGAUUCUCGGAGGAUACGUGGCGGGCGUCGGGGAGUGGCCGUGGCAGGCGGCGCUCGUGCACGCCCCGUCAGGAAGGACCUUCUGCGGCGCCUCCUUGCUCAACACCCGCUUCCUCCUCACCGCCGCCCAUUGCGCCGCCGUACUCCCCGUCCGGAAGGUGCGGGUCUGGCUCGGCGCCCACGACGUCUCGCUGCAGCAGGAGGAAGGGCGCGUGGUGCGGGGAGUGACCCACGCCAUCCUGCACGAGGGCUUCAACUCCCGAGACCUGAGCAACGACGUGGCGCUCCUGAGGCUGGACGAACCGGUGGCCAUGUCUCGCACCGUCCGCCCCGUCUGCCUGCCCGACGUCCAGGAGUGGGACGAGGACAUCGCCCAGGGGAAGAGCGACGAUGCAGGGGUCGUCACUGGCUGGGGACUCACUGCCGAACGGGGCCAACCUUCGCCACACCUUCUGCAGGUGAGCCUCCCUUUCCUGAGCGUGGAAUCCUGCAAAGAGCGUUACGCGGGAAUCAACCCCGUGUCCGCCAACAUGCUGUGCACUCUGCAUCAUUUCAAGGACGGGGUCAGCCGCGACUCGUGUAAAGGAGACUCCGGAGGCCCCCUGGUGACGGAAGGGGAGAACGGCCGCUGGACCCAAGUCGGAGUCGUGAGUUUCGGCUACGGAUGCGGACGACGCGGCUACCCGGGGGUCUAUACCCGGGUCACGCAAUACCUCCUCUGGAUCUACCUCAAGAUCGUGCAGAUGGAAAUAUCGCUGUUGUGAUGAGAGGAGGAUUGAUGCUGCGAAAUAGGGUGUUUUGGUGGGCUUUGUAUGAACUUUUUAAAUUGAUUUGUAUUUUUUUUUUUUUUUUUUUUGGUUCGGCGGGCUGGAUCUGUCGAUUGUCAGGAUUGCAACCUGUAAAAAUUAUUUGUCCGAGUGGGUGUUCCUGGCUACGGGCUCCUUGCUGAUUUUACUUCUUUCAUAGACACGUCCAUUUCAUACACAAAACUUGAUAUACAUGCAUACAUACACAUACGUAUACGUACAUACACAAGUAUAUCUAGGUGCUCAUUUAAAUAUGCAAACACGUACA
Penaeus vannamei (Pacific white shrimp) is the source of this 2035-nucleotide messenger RNA. RefSeq names its product cationic trypsin-3. Gene Ontology annotation, biological process: proteolysis. NCBI's taxonomy places the organism in Eukaryota, Metazoa, Arthropoda, Malacostraca, Decapoda, Penaeidae. Gene Ontology annotation, molecular function: serine-type endopeptidase activity. The record is from RefSeq and is a predicted model, not a curated record.